AUGCCGGAUGCGCCACCAGUCAAACCCAUUCGGCGCUUUGCUCCAGUUCCAAUUGAGACGACAUUCGACUCGUACAGGGUGAAGAACAGUAAUAAUAGGAAAAAUCCCGUCGGCCCUACUGCAGAAUUGACACCGGACCCCUCGCCAACAUCCCCAUACGCACCGGCGUUUCUAGGAGGGGUAGGAGGGGAAAACAAAGAAGAUCAGAGACAAUUCGAACAAUCGCAAAAGAAACCCAAGAGAAAGUUUGCCCCGCAAUUGAUUGAGACGACAAGAAGAUCCAAAAAGGCAGAUCAACCAGGCCCCGCCACCAAACCAGUAGAUAAGACGGAUAUCACACCUGGUACAAAUCAUAUCUAUGCUCCGAAGCCAAAGCGAAAAGCUGCACCCCGGCCUGCCGUUUCAGGCGUAUCGAAUGCUCCCGGAGAUGGUGAUGGCCAUUUAACACCGCGUCGGCAGCAGUCCAUGAAGCCGCAUCCAAAUACUCGAAGAAGCACGCGACAAUCGUAUACUCCCGAUCUCGAUACUAUACUAUCAUCCGAGUCGGAUAAGUCUUCUGAGGAAAACGACGAUGAUGAGGAUGCACUAGUUAUCAAUAUUGGUGUCCCGGCUCUUUCUAACGGAAACCCGGAACAAGAUGAUGACGAUGACGAUGACGAUGACGAUGUUGGUGGUGAUUCGUGGAGUAGCAAACGCUACCAUGUCCGCGAGAGGAGAGAGUCGUGCGACGAGGAGUUCUCGGGUUAUCUAUUAGCGGUAGCCGCUAGGGAGGCGCACAGACAGCGCGAGCUCGAAGCGGCUAUGGCUGCAUUCCCCAACGGUGUACGACCCGAGGGUGUGGAACAUUUUCUCGUUAGAGAUAACUCCGAGGAUGAGGAUCCUCUUGUCCUAGAUGAACGAUUAAGACAUGGAACCUCACAGCUUCUACGACGCAAGGAGUCAGACCCGUGCUGGGCCGUUAAGGAAAUGCGAGCCCAUGCCGAAAAGCUAGCUCAGAUCAACCAAGAGGGGAUGAAUAUUGACGAAGAGUUGGAUCGCGUUGAUAUACCACCUCCUCCGGCAGACCCGUUAUGGACGACGUCCGCGUUCCGGGCAUCUCUUGAUGAAAAUAUGAGAGAUGCUCCAAGCCCAAUAAUAAGCGCGCAUUCACCGGCCCUACUAGCCAGGAUGCGAAAGAUGCGCAUAGCUGCCUCGCCGCCUAUGCUCGGUGGUGGUCUACAGUUCCGCAUGUGCCCUAGCCCAAAGUCGACACGUAUGGAGCCCAGUCAUCAGUAUUGCAACCUUGAGAAGCCUGAGCGGCGAGAUGCCACAGGGGCUACGGGGCUAUGGCGUGGCUAUUGUUCUACUAAGGCCAACGACGCUGUAGAGAUGACACACCCAGGACCCCAUCUGCUCAUGACACCGCAGGAGCCAAAUUUUCCGCAUGACCCUUUCUCCGCCGCUUUUACCGCAUCCAUGAGUAUAAGCGGUGUCAUAAGCGGUGCACAGUCGCCUGGGGCUACGUCCCCGACAGGCAGGGGCUUUCAUAUGCUCUCGGGAUUGGACGAACGGCUGAAAAAGGCGAAGGCACGCAAGGAAUUCGAGGAACGCAUCGCGGCCGAGUUUGAUGAUGCCUUCGUUACGCAGGUUUACAACUAUCUCAGUCUUGGAUAUCCCGCUACCGCACGUGCCUUUGAUGGUGAACUGAGUAAGAUCAGCGGUAUCGACAUCGUGGAAUUGCGCAAGGAUGACCACAUAAAAAUCGAGAAAGGUUUCAUGCUGCAAAUGGAGAUGAGCAUCCCCAAGGGUAGUUCAAUGACCGACUCCGACAGCGGCGAGGAGACACCACUACGUACGCCUGAAGAGGACGAGAGAAGAACUCGCAGGAGGGCGAAGCCACCUCGGUGGAUCGCACUGAAGCUUUACAUACGCGAGUGGGCACGCCAGCACCCCGUUCUUAAUGACUCUGGGACUGGUGAGAUGGCCUGGGGUGUCAGGGCUAGGAGAGGAAGUUGGGCUAUCUAGAGGGACAAAUAGUGGUGCAUGGUUUUCUUUCUUGCGUAGCGCGGAGUAUUUGUUGUGUUUUGUUAGCUAGGGGUAUCGGGAAGCAUGAAGGUCACUUGUUUGGGUACCUUGGGUAGUAUGAAGGGUUUGGGUUUGCCAUAGAAAAACAUCACCUGUUCAGGAGGAUCUCGGAUGGUGUAUAUGAUCCGCUCACGGUAUAGCAGCCAUGGAAAUCCAAAAAAGAGCGGGGUUUUUCGGGUUUCUCGUAUCAUUGGGUUGGCGUUAUUUGGACAGCCAUGCUAUUUAUUGGGCAGAAGAGACGAGCAGCGAACUCGAUACAAGUUAGAGAAGAAGCAAUUUACUAGACCAGGGCGAUGUUAUUUAAGAGAGGCCCGGUCAAGUAUAAAAGCAAGCGAAGACAAAAGAAGCCAUCCUUUCAUUUCAAGACAUUGUGCUUCAAGGUCUAUCACGAGAUGGUUGGAUAGCUGCGCCGUGUACAGGCGUGUGGUGGAUCUAUUUAAUAGUUAUAAUUAUCAUAGAGGUUUACAUAGUGUUGUAGUAGUGUCUUAAGGGUUUGCCCAUAUUGGACACUACUUUAUUUAAUUCCUUCAAAUGUUUCGUUAUGUAAUCUAUCAAGGUCGAAGCCCCCUAUCUCGUUCUCCUUGGC
This is a messenger RNA of Daldinia loculata, 2650 nucleotides long. RefSeq lists its product as uncharacterized. Lineage: Eukaryota; Fungi; Ascomycota; Sordariomycetes; Xylariales; Hypoxylaceae. The record is from RefSeq and is a predicted model, not a curated record. The transcript is spliced from 2 exons. Bases 1 to 2004 code for a protein of 667 amino acids.